GAUGCGGAUGCCGGGGGGACUUCCUGUGCCGGCCCCGCCGCCCCCGCCCCCGGCCCGGCCCGCUGCCCGCUGCCCGCCGCCCGCCGGACGCAAGCUCGGGCGGGCGGGCGAGCCAACGGGACCCCGGCGCGGGUCGGCCCCCGCCCGCCGGCUCCGGGCACCUGUGGCCGCCGGCGGACCCCGGCCGGACCCGGGCUGAUCCCCGGCUGGGCCGAGACCGGUGUCGCCCGGCACCCCCCGCGGCCCUCGCUCGGGACCCGCGCCCGGCCGGCCCUCGGCUCCCUCCCUGCACCCCUUCCCCGGGAGCCGACACCAACUUCAGCUCGCCAACUCCGCUCGGCCCCUUUUUGGGCCCAGGGCGACCUCCACCGCCCUGACCGCGACAGGCCGGCCGCAGUGCCCAGAAAGGCCCCCGGUGGCCCAGCGCCUCCCCGGCUCUUUCUGGAUGGAGGCGCCUCAGGAGGGAGCUGGCUGACGCUCCGGCCCGCGCUCUCCAGCCGCUGCUGACCACACCUCCCCUGGAGAGGAGGCCGCUGCGAGGAGCCGGAGAUGCUGCCCCAGCACAGUUGGCUCCCCGGGAUCUUGGUCUGAACGCUAGGAUGGAGGUGGGGGCCGCGACCGAGACCUUUGUGCUAGAGCUUCGGUGUCUUGAAGAUGGGGGCCCGGGGCGGGGCACCCUCUCAGGUGGCAGCGGUGGGGUUGAGAGUCAAGAGGAGGAAGAGGCUCGGGAGAAGAAUGGCAGCCCUCCACGGCCAAUAGGCUCAGCCCGGAUGGGGGCCAGGGGACUCGCCGAUGAAGCACAGCCCGGACAGCAGGACCUGCAGCGACAACAGCCAGAGCGGCUGCAAGAGCAGCUACUGCAAAGCCCGCCGUCAGGACUGCAGCUGGAAUUGCAGCAGCAGCAGCAAGCUGGGCAAGGCCGGCUGCCCCAACAAAACAAGGACCUGCCCGGAACACCCCAACCUGUGCCCCCUGGGCAGCUGAGAUCACAGCUGGGGCUGAUGCAACAGCAGGAACGAGCACAGGAGCAGCAAGAGCAGGAGCAACAACAGAAAUGGUUACAGCAGCAAGAACAAUUACAGCAGCAGCAGGAGCACCUGSAGCAGGAACAGUUACAGCAGCAGCARCMSCAGCACCUGCRGCAGGAACAGUUACAGCAGCAGCARCMSCAGCACCUGCRGCAGGAACARUUACAGCAGCAGCAGCAGCACCUGCAGCAGGAACAGUUACAGCAGCAGCAACCCCAGCACCUGCGGCAGGAACAGUUACAGCAGCAGCAACCCCAGCACCUGCAGCAGGAACAGUUACAGCAGCAGCAGCAGCACCUGCAGCAGGAACAGUUACAGCAGCAGCAGCAAUACCAGUUGCAGCAGCUGCAGCAACAGCAGGAACAGCAGAAGCAGGAGCAGUUACAGAUGCAGCACCUGCAGCAGCAGCAACAGUUAGAGCAGCAGCAGCUGCUGCAACAGCAAGAACAGUUGCAAGAGCAGCCACCGCCCCGUCCCCUGGAGCCAGAGGAGGAGGAAGAGGUGGAGCUGGAGCUCAUGCCGGUGGACCUGGGGACAGAGCAGGAACUGGAGCGGCAGCGGCAGGAGCUAGAGCGGCAGCAGGAGCUGGAGAGACAACAGGAACAGCGGCAGCUGCAGCUCAAACUGCAGGAGCAGCUUCAGCAGCUGGAGCAGCAGCUGGAGCAGCAGCAGCAGCAGCUGGAGCAGCAGCAGCUGGAGGGGCAGCAGGAGGUGCAGCUGGAGCUGACCCCGGUGGAGCUGGGAGCCCCGCCGCAGGAGGUGCAGCUGGAGCUGACCCCCGUGCAGCCGGAGCUGCAGCUGGAGCUGGUGCCCGCCGCAGGGGGAGGCGGGCCCGCGGCCCCGGGGGCUCCAGCCGCGGUGGUGGUGGCCCCGCCGGGCUAUGUGGUGCUGCAGGAGCUCAUGGUGCUGCCGGCCGUGGCGGCGCCCGCCGUGGUGGCCAUCCCGGGCCCCGCGGGCAGCGCGGCGCUGACUCCGGCCCGGCAGCGGCGGCGGCGGCGCGCGCGGGACCGGCCGACCAUCUGCGGGGAGUGCGGCAAGGGCUUCAGCCGCAGCACGGACCUGGUGCGCCACCAGGCCACACACACGGGCGAGCGGCCGCACCGCUGCAGCGAAUGUGGCAAGGGCUUCUCACAGCACUCCAACCUGGUGACGCACCAGCGCAUCCACACGGGCGAGAAGCCCUACGCGUGCUCCUACUGCGCCAAGCGCUUCAGCGAGAGCUCGGCGCUCGUGCAGCACCAGCGCACGCACACCGGCGAGCGGCCCUACGCCUGCGGCGACUGCGGCAAGCGCUUCAGCGUCUCGUCCAACCUCCUGCGCCAUCGGCGCACACACUCGGGCGAGCGGCCCUACGUGUGCGAGGACUGCGGCGAGCGCUUCCGCCACAAGGUGCAGAUCCGGCGCCACGAGCGCCAGCUGCACGGCGCCGGCCGCUCGCGAGGCCUGGGCCUGCUCCGCAGCACGCGCGCCGCCACGGGCGGACCCCCGCGCUCUGAGCAGGCGGCGGGGGCCGCUGACAAGGCGCCAUGACCGUGACCGGUGGAG
This is a messenger RNA of Lontra canadensis (Northern American river otter), 2573 nucleotides long. It is a transcript of the gene ZNF853, whose product is annotated as zinc finger protein 853. The record is from RefSeq and is a predicted model, not a curated record. Gene Ontology annotation, molecular function: DNA-binding transcription factor activity, RNA polymerase II-specific; RNA polymerase II cis-regulatory region sequence-specific DNA binding. Bases 600 to 2558 code for a protein of 652 amino acids. Lineage: Eukaryota; Metazoa; Chordata; Mammalia; Carnivora; Mustelidae. The transcript is spliced from 3 exons. Gene Ontology annotation, biological process: regulation of transcription by RNA polymerase II.